Molecule: messenger RNA, 1216 nt
Organism: Hylaeus volcanicus
Lineage: Eukaryota; Metazoa; Arthropoda; Insecta; Hymenoptera; Colletidae
Gene: mtSSB
Product: single-stranded DNA-binding protein, mitochondrial
Exons: 4
Coding region: 308-727 (139 amino acids)
Biological process (GO): positive regulation of helicase activity; mitochondrial DNA replication
Cellular component (GO): mitochondrial nucleoid
Molecular function (GO): single-stranded DNA binding
Source: RefSeq, a predicted model, not a curated record
CAACUAGUCCAGUUGUAAUCAUUUCUUCUUAUUUAAAUUAUCCGCCUUUUUGGGCUGAAGGUGUAUGCGCAUUUAGAAUCGGGAUUAGAAAAAGUGAGAGUUUCGUUUCUAGAGAAGUAUUCUGUGAUUUUGAAUCGCAUCCAUUUAUGAGAGCACGCGAGGCACUAACCAGUUAUCAAUACUGGUUGUACACAGUUGUACAAUUGCACGUGGUGUAGCGUGUAGUUUCUAGUCAGUAAUUUUUGAACGAAACUAGUGAACAUUUAUUGUUUUGGUUAAUAAUUUUUUCUAUACAGAUUAACGAAAAAUGUUUCGACGGGUUCUGCCGAAGAUAAUACAGAGUAUGUCAGAAGUUCAGAAUAUGCGAAUGUGUACUAAUAUGAAAGAGACGAAAAUAGAAAAAACAAUGAACCAUAUAACACUGUUGGGAAGAGUGGGGAACGACCCACAAACAAGAGGUUCCACAGAUCAUCCUGUUGUUAUAUUUUCUGUUGCCACACAUACUAAUUAUAAAUAUUUGAAUGGAGAUUUUAUACAACGAACGGAGUGGCAUAGAAUAUGUGUUUUCAAACCGCAACUUCGUGAUACCGUGUCUAAGUAUCUUAGGAAAGGUCAAAGAGUAUUGGUCACCGGAAAAGUGAGUUAUGGUGAAUUUAAAGAUGAAGAAGGUCAAACAAAACCCAGCACAGCGGUCAUUGCAGACGAUGUGGUAUUUUUCCAAACGUAAUAAACACAAUUAUCUUCAUAGGUUAGUUUUACAAACACACCUGAUUUUCUAAAAAAUAUUUUUAUGAAUAGUAUGGUAAUAAAAUUAAUUAUCAAAAAUAUAUGCUUUUAUUCCUUAAUUUUUCCUUGAAAAGAUUCGGAGACAGUUUGUACAUUUUACUGCUUUGUCAGUUUGAGAUGUUCGAUUGUUCAUAUUUUUAUAUGUAGUAGAACCUGUGUUAUGUGAAUUAAUUAAGGGACAAAAGUGUUCAGAUAAGAAAAUUUUUGUAUGUAUAAUAAACAACGAAAGAUUAGCACUCAGUUUUACCUAAUACUUAAGACAGAUUUAAAUAAAACUAAUACAAGUGAUUGUAGGUAACAUUAUAGAAAUACAUUAGUAAUUUCAAUCUUGUAAUAUAUUUCUAUAUAUCGUUUAAAAGUAUAAAUUUUGCUCUAUAUUUUGAUAAUGAAUAUCGUCUGUUUUCUAUUAAUAAAUGUAUGCUUUAUUCUG